CGAGAGGUAAACCAAGCAAGAUAGAAACAAACAAGGCGAGAGAGAGAGAGAGAGAGAGAGAGAGAGAGAGAAAGGGAAAAGGGAAAGCAGAAACGGGUCCUCCUCCUCCUCGUCUUCCUCGUGGGUAUCUCCUCUUUCCAGAGAGAAUUCUACUGCACACAGAAGAGAAGCAGUUCGGGGAAGGGAGCAGGCGGUGAUGAUGGAAGGCUUCUCGCCGGCUUCUCCUCCCCGGAUCUUUUGGAAUUCCCGCAAGAGAUCAGGUUUCUUACCGGUGAUUGCCGAUUUGGGGCUGCCGUGCCAGUUAUUCCCGCAUCUUCGCUUUACCGGCAUCACCGGGACUACUGCCCGGAGCUUGGAAGACGCAGCAGUGCGCGCCGUCGCUCGAGCGAAGGAACCGGGUGAAACAGCGAAAGCCCACCCGGCUGCGGCUGACGAGCACCGCCCGGAGGAGGAGGAGAAGGUAGGCAAAGCCGCUUUGUCCGAACGUCGGCAGGCGCUGUUCGAGCCACUGGAGCCCAGCUCCUACGGGCGUCGCACCCCGGCCGACGUCCUGCUCCCUCCGCCCGACUUCGAUCCCACCUGCUACCCCAAGGGAUGGCUGGUGGGGAAGAAGCGGAAGCUCGUGAACGUCGACGUGGUGGAGAGCAUGCGGAGGAUCGCGAUCCAAGAGAUGAACAGGAAGGACAAGGAGAUCGACGGACUGAACGAGCAGCUGGAGGAGGACGCGCGCUGCCUGGAACACCUGCAGGUGCAACUACUGGAAGAGCGGAGCAAAAGGGUGGAGGCGGAGAGGCAGAACGCCAUGCUUCAGGACCAAGUCUCGAUGCUCAUGAACGUGCUGGAAGAAACGCAAGCAGUAGAAGAGGAGGCCUCUGGGGAUCACUAAUGCCUCCGACGAUACCAUUCCUUCUACCUUCUACUCUAUAUGGAUCACAUUAAAUUCAUAUGUUAAACUAAUUUCAUGUACGUGUGUUGUGUGCAUUCACUUGUAAUGUUGCAGUCUGCGAAAGGUGUGAAGAUGUAAUUAACAAAGCAUAUAUACAAAAGAUUAGUUUUGCUAUU
This is a messenger RNA of Musa acuminata AAA Group (dessert banana), 1062 nucleotides long. RefSeq names its product protein HEADING DATE REPRESSOR 1. The record is from RefSeq and is a predicted model, not a curated record. The coding region runs from base 197 to 886 and encodes 229 amino acids. Gene Ontology annotation, biological process: regulation of flower development. Lineage: Eukaryota; Viridiplantae; Streptophyta; Magnoliopsida; Zingiberales; Musaceae. The transcript has 5 exons.